GAAAUUCUUCAUUCAAUCUGGCAACCCGGCAACGACAACGAUAGCUUUCCCUUGCCGAAGACAGUGGAAAAAAUAAUACUUGAGUGUAUCACCGAUGAGAAAAGAAGUGCUCUCUGCAGUGUGCGCCCGCGGACGGUUUUUGCGGUUAGUUUAAAAGAGCGAGAGAGAGCGUGGCGUGGAGAGGUGUUGUGGCAGGAUCGGUUCAAAUCCAGUAGAGAAAAGCAGCGAAAAUGUCCGGAAAUACGUGCUUCAAGUGUGACCGGCCGGGCCAUUAUGCCCGCGACUGUCAAAAUGUUGGCGGCGGUGGUGGUGGCAGUGGCCGCCCCGGAGGACCCCGUGGAGACCGGCGUGAGUUCGGUGGCGGUGGCCGUCGCGAAAAAUGCUACAAAUGCAACCAAAUGGGUCACUUUGCACGUGACUGCAAGGAGGAUUUGGACCGGUGCUAUCGCUGUAACGGAAGCGGCCACAUCGCUCGUGACUGCAGCCUGUCGCCAGACGACUCGUGCUGCUACAACUGCAACCAGAGUGGCCAUCUGGCCCGCAACUGUCCGGAGAAGAGCGACCGGGACUCGAAUGUGUCUUGUUACAACUGUAACAAGAGCGGACACAUUUCGCGAAACUGUCCCACCGGGGACAAGAGCUGCUACAGCUGUGGCAAGAUUGGCCACUUGAGUCGCGAUUGCACAGAGAACAAGGGCCGCGAUUAGAAGUCGGGUUAUGCGUCGUCGUGGUGCGUCAGCAGCAGUAUCACAGCUAACAACAUCAUAAACAACAAUAAUAACAACAACCAUAGCAGCAUUACCCAUAACAACAGCAGCAGCAACACUAACAACAACAACAGCAGCGGUUUGAACAUUCUCAACAAUAACAACAGCAGUACGUCUGGGGCUAGCUACUAUCGCUUUCCUCCACCGCACCCACAAUCGACAACUACUACUACAAGUACACUCUCACACGAACAGCAGAAACAACAGCACCUAUUCGGUGGGCUAAAUCCAUUCCAGGCUCACCUUAACCACCAUCAACAACAGAAGCAGUCUGGUCAACAUCAGCACCAAUUUUCCUAUACCGAAGGCGGAACCAAGUCGAUCGGAGGUCAACAGCAAGCUACUACCACGUUUCUCAUCCAGCAGCAACAACAGAAGAACUUUUACAAUAGCGGCUCGUCGCCUAUUGGAUCCCACCUGGGUCCGAUUGGAGCUGGCGGGCCAGGGAUAGGUCAUUAUGCUACUGCUGUUACCAUUGGUAGCCCGGUUCCACCCGGUCUAGGAAGCGGAGGAGGAGGUGGGAUCUGCCCCACUGUAACUGCAACCACUGCGGCAGCUGCUGCUGCUGCUGCUGCCACCCUUCACGCAAGCAAACCACGAUUCAAGUUAUAAUAACUGAUUACAAGAUUAUAUGCGAGAAUACACACAAUUGAAGGAAAAGAAAAUUAAGAAAUCAAAAUAACAAGCAGAAGUAAACACUAUUAGGAUUUACCGAGCAACAAAAAAAAUUACGAUUCACUUUCAUAGAAACAAAAACAACCACCCUCUCACAUGAACAUUUAUGCCAUUUAUUGUUUCUUUUUUCAUAUAAUUAACCUUAACUGUACGAAGCGAAAAUGUUAAUAUACAAUAAUUCGUAUGGUGUUCAAAUAAAACACAAAGGAGAAGCAACCGAUGAAAGGUUAAUGCUCGUUUUUUUUUUCUCUCUAGGUUAUGGGUAUUUUUUGUGGUAGUGUAUCAGAAAAUGUUCUUUCUAUUAAUCAGUUUUCAACAUUUCUUUUUGUUUCCCACUUUAGAAUAGGAAGCUAUCCUGGGUAUCAUAACCAGGAGAAUUUGUUUGCAGUUUAUUACUAUUCGCAUAUUUAUAGCCAAAUAAAUGCAGAAAUCAGACGAGAGAGAACGCAAAUCUGUAACGUGCGGAAAUAGAACUCGAAACCCGUAAAAGACGAUGAUUGUUAUUGUGCUUACCCAUCAUGUACCGGUAGAAGGAGUUCAGGGUAAAAUGGAUCUCAUUUUGCUUAUUUUUGGUUCACAAUUCGAUUCAGAUUCGACAAACGGAGAAAAAUGAAAUUAAAAACAAAAAAAAAGUACAUUUUUCGAAAUGAAAUCAAUUUUCCCACGUCCAAAUAAAUUGCAUUUUACCUAAAAUGCCCUCAAAGUAUAUCGCUUGGUAUUAUUCCGUUUAUUUCGAGUUACGCUUCUAGACCACCCCUAAUAACUGAUAUCGUGUAGAAAGAUUAAAAGUCAUUGAGGAAACAUAUAAAUGAAUACGACAAACACAAAAAAAGAA
This is a messenger RNA of Toxorhynchites rutilus septentrionalis, 2277 nucleotides long. RefSeq names its product CCHC-type zinc finger nucleic acid binding protein (gene CNBP). The transcript has 3 exons. The coding region runs from base 231 to 707 and encodes 158 amino acids. Gene Ontology annotation, molecular function: nucleic acid binding; zinc ion binding. The record is from RefSeq and is a predicted model, not a curated record. NCBI's taxonomy places the organism in Eukaryota, Metazoa, Arthropoda, Insecta, Diptera, Culicidae.